Messenger RNA from Oppia nitens, 789 nucleotides. Its product is annotated as protein kibra-like. The coding region runs from base 170 to 718 and encodes 182 amino acids. Gene Ontology annotation, biological process: regulation of hippo signaling; negative regulation of organ growth; regulation of DNA-templated transcription. Gene Ontology annotation, molecular function: kinase binding; molecular adaptor activity. NCBI's taxonomy places the organism in Eukaryota, Metazoa, Arthropoda, Arachnida, Sarcoptiformes, Oppiidae. Gene Ontology annotation, cellular component: cytoplasm. The transcript has 4 exons. The record is from RefSeq and is a predicted model, not a curated record.
AAAAGACAUUGUUUUUAAUGCAAAUGUGAUGUUAAGUGUCAACAAGUUUUGCAAUGUUUUGCUUUGAACUCAAAAUCAAUUAUUUUAUUAUUUUUAAACAUUUAUGAAAUCAAUUGAUUGUCAAUGAAAUAGUUGGAUGUAUUGGAUAUUGCGGUGAUCUUUGCGGCAAAUGAAGAAAAGUCAUCGCUUAAGAAAUACUCAGAAUAUACCGCUUCCGUUGGGAUGGGAAGUGGCCAGUGAUCCCGAAAUGGGAAAAACUUAUUACGUCGACCACAAUACUAAACGCACGCAAUGGUUGGACCCGAGGGACAGGUUUACCAAACCGUCCACUUUUGCCGACUGUGUGGCCGAUGAGUUGCCGUACGGAUGGGAGUAUUCAUUUCACCCGCAAAUCGGUAUUUUCUAUACGGAUCACACCAGACGUGUCAACCAAUUGGAGGAUCCGAGACAAGAGUGGAGAAGUGUUCAAAAUAAUAUGCUUAAUAAUUAUCUUCAAGCAAAUGGUGAUAUCGGAUCUCAAACUGAAAUAAGAGAUCAUCGAACCAAAGGGUCGUCUAUAACCAUCAAUCGACAACUUCUGGAGCAAUCAUUGGCUGAUGCAAAGCAAAGAGUGGCGCAAUUGAAGCGUGAAUUAGAUGCCAAUUAUAAUUUGUUAACUAUUAUUGAUAAAUAUUACAAAAAAGGUGAUAAUAGUGAGGCCAAUGCUGUUGAGGUUUAACCACUACUUUCAUAAUGAAGUUUUUAUUUGCCAUUAAUUAUUGAGUUUGUGAUUUACUUACGAUUACCUAA